AUGACAGUCGAUCAUCAACUGCCCAUCCCGCCGGGCGAUCCGGUUCCGCCCCGCGAGGUGCCCUUCCCACCUCACGCACCGGUCAAAGGCUCAUACGCAAAACUGGUUCCGUUGCAUCUUGACCACACACCUUCCCUCUUCAAGCACAUCGGUGGCCAGAACAACGCUGCCCUCUGGACAUUCAUACCCCUUGAGCCUCCUCUGGCCCCUCCCUUGACGGAAGCAGACGCAGAGGCCCUCGUGCGAAAAUGGACGGCGUCCAAAGACCCCCAGUACUAUGCCGUGGAGGAUGAGAAUGGCGAGGCUCUCGGUCUUGUCUCCUACUUGAGCAUUGUGCCGACGCAUCGUCGCAUCGAGAUUGGCUGGGUCAUUCUAGGCAAGGCGCUCCAAAGAACGAGGAUCGCGACGGAGACGUUCUAUCUGCUGAUGAAGAGAGCCUUUGAGCUGGGGUAUCAGCGUGUCGAGUGGAAGGCCAAUUCACUGAAUAAACCCAGUCUGGCGGCUGCCGAGCGGUUGGGCUUUACGUAUGAGGGGCUGUUCAGGAAGCAUGUGAUUUCAAGCGGUGUCAGGAGAGAUACGUCCUGGUAUAGCAUCAUCGACGAUGAGUGGUCGGCGGCGCAGAAGGGGUUCGAAGCAUGGCUGGAUCAAGGCAACUUUGACCAAGAGGGCAAGCAAAGACGAGGUCUCAAGGAAUGUCGCGAGGCGUAA
Messenger RNA from Emericellopsis atlantica, 708 nucleotides. RefSeq names its product acyl-CoA N-acyltransferase. NCBI's taxonomy places the organism in Eukaryota, Fungi, Ascomycota, Sordariomycetes, Hypocreales, Bionectriaceae. The transcript has 2 exons. Bases 1 to 708 code for a protein of 235 amino acids. Gene Ontology annotation, molecular function: protein N-terminal-serine acetyltransferase activity; protein-N-terminal-alanine acetyltransferase activity. The record is from RefSeq and is a predicted model, not a curated record.